Molecule: messenger RNA, 687 nt
Organism: Ambispora leptoticha
Lineage: Eukaryota; Fungi; Glomeromycota; Glomeromycetes; Archaeosporales; Ambisporaceae
Source: the annotation of a GenBank genome assembly
AUGACAAAUCAAACGACGACAAUAACGAAUCUUGAGGAACUCUCUGGAAUCUUUUCAACAAUAGUUGACCCAGGCGGACAAGACGAAUAUUUAAUCGAAGAAAUUCACAAAUGGUGUGUAAAAAAUAACUAUAAUAAACAAGAAGUCUUUGAAGCGCUUGUCGAUCAGGCAAAAACUUCUCUAAAUAACGAUGAAGAACGACUAAAGAAAUUCGCAUGCGUACUUGGAUUAUUUUAUCAUUACGGGAUCGGAACACCACACAGAAAAAAGAAAGCCUUCAAAUGGUACACUCGCGCCGCGAACUCUGGCGACCCAUUUGGUAUGAAUCAACUUGGAUGGUGCUAUUCGAUUCCGUUUGGCACUGAUCAAGAUUACGAGAAAUCGAUACACUGGACAAAGAAAUCGGCUUUUUUGGGGAAUCCAAGUGGCGCCUGUAAUCUCGCGAACGCGUAUCAACAUGGAACAAAGAUUGGAAAAAAUGAUGUCAAGUCGUUUCUAUGGUAUAAGUACGCGGCGAAUGCUGGCGUAUUGAAUGCACAAAUUAAUAUGGCGUGUUGCUAUCGAGUUGGGUUGGGUACUUUUAAGAAUAUGCAUGAAGCAUUAAGAUGGUACCGAAUAGCAUCGAAACAUCCGAAAAAUACUCGAAACAUUAUGAAUCUUAUUUUUGCUUGGCGGUGGUUAAGAUAA